Messenger RNA from Spirodela intermedia, 1704 nucleotides. Lineage: Eukaryota; Viridiplantae; Streptophyta; Magnoliopsida; Alismatales; Araceae. The record is from the annotation of a GenBank genome assembly.
AUGAAGUUCACGAGUCUUCGGGUAUCACUUCCCAUUGUUAAUGAGCCCUUAAAUCAAAUUUUACAGUUUAUAGUGAUUAAGUUAUCCGGUCCUCCGACUGGAAACCAGUUGGCUAUGAGUUAAUUCGUCUCAGCUUCAUAGUGACUCAUUUGAUUUCGUAAUUACCACCCUGGGAUUACACUUAGCGGACGUCUUUUAUGCAAAGCAUCAGAAUGAGAACUCAAGGGCGACGUCUUCUGAGGUCGUCUAUUGUGGUUUGUGCAUCAAUAACCUAUGAGCUGGCCGGCCUUGUCUUUCGAAGUUAGUAAAACUUGACUUGUUCCUUCCGACAUAAUUUAAUAACACCAUUUUCAAUAUGACCAUCAACAGCAAAGCGCGGCUUCUCGCUCCGGGACACUAGGGCCCUUGAGAAUCAUUCAAAGACUCAUUGCUUUGAAAAUGUCUUCGAAGAUGCCCCAUGAUCAUACUCGAAUCCAUGUCAUGCAUUAACAGGCUCCGUAAGAUCCCCUAAAAUAGGUGAUGUGACAUAAUCUAUAUUUUGUUCCAUCUAUUCUUCUUCCGCGGCAUCGGAUGGCUUGUACAUUUGCUGUUGGGGUAUUCCCUGAUCUUGCAUGAACUGUUAUUAAAAUAUCAACGAAAUGGAUGGGUACUGACCAUGAGACUUUGUGAUUCGUUCCAGGUAGGGGCAGAGUUUGUGGGAACCUUCGUUAUCUUAUUCGGGGCCGCGGCCACGCCAAUAGUGAACCAGAAGUACGGCGGCGUUGAAGGGCUCCUGGGGUGCGCUGCGUCCGCGGGACUGGCCGUGAUGAUAGUAGUCCUCUCCACAGGGCACAUCUCCGGGGCCCACCUUAACCCGUCCGUCACACUCGCCUUCGCUGUUUUCCGCCAUUUCCCUUGGACUCAGGUGCCCGCUUACAUUGCUGCCCAAGUCUUAGGCUCCAUCUGUGCUUCCUUCGCCCUCAAGGGCAUCUUCCGUCCUUUCCAAUCCGGCGGCGUCACCAUGCCGUCCAUUAACACCACAGAAGCCUUCUUCCUCGAGUUUGUCGUCACCUUCGUCCUCGUCUUCGUGAUCACUGCUGUUGCAACAGACACAAGGGCGGUACGAAAGAACGCCCUCAGGAUCUCUCUCUCUCUCUCUCUCUCUCUGUCUUGCGCGUUUUCCGCUUACAGGCUGUAUGAUGCUUUAUUUCAGGUGGGAGAAUUGGCUGGAAUAGCAAUAGGAGCUACGGUCUCGCUAAACAUACUGGUGGCUGGGUGAGUGUGAUCUUAUGCAUACAAUGUCUUCAGCGCUUCCUAUUGCGUCAUGAGCAUGUAACCAUCCCUCUUCAACAAUAACCAGUGAAACUUAAUCAGUUUGCUUAUCGUCGAUCAGCUUAGUUAUCGUCCAUGGCUUAUCGCCGCCUCCCUUUCUAAAAUAUCACUCGUCUGGGAUUCAGAUUUUCAGUUUUGAUUCGCGUACACAGCAAGCCUGUGGCUACGUGGGGUAUUAAGAGCGAAAAUACAUGCAGGCCCUCGACAGGUGCAUCAAUGAAUCCGGCAAGGACGCUUGGUCCGGCGAUAGCCACCGGCAACUACAAGCAUAUAUGGGUAUAUCUGCUGGCGCCUACGGCUGGCGCUAUUGCUGGUGCGGCAGUGUACGGCGCGGUGAAGCUGAAGGAUGAUGAAACUGAGCGAGAGCGUCAGGCAAGAAGCUUCCUCCGCUAG